Messenger RNA from Haemonchus placei, 417 nucleotides. The record is from the annotation of a GenBank genome assembly. NCBI's taxonomy places the organism in Eukaryota, Metazoa, Nematoda, Chromadorea, Rhabditida, Trichostrongylidae.
GGUUUCAUCGUGAAUGAUUGCCAAAUUUCCAAGACAGUCCGAGAAUGUGUCGAAUUUUACUAUACCUGGAAAAAAGCCUGCCCUGAUGACUACCGUAAACUCAGGAAUCUUCGACGAAAGCGGCAAUUGCUGGAGUUGAACCUGCAGCAGAUGGACGAAGGUACACCAGCUAAAUUGGCUUCUGUCGAUGAGAACGUCUCAUCAGAUGCGGAAUCGGAUACGACGGCACCGUCAUACUGCGGUCAGGAUAUGUUCGAGAUGAGAGGACGAACUGGCAGCUUGUUACUUUUUUUCAAUCGUUUACUGAUUUUUUCAUUCGAAUUCGAUCGCGCUCAGCCAAGUGCUGAUGGUUUCUUCCAUUGUCGCCUGUGUGAUAAGUGUUUCGAGAAGGUCAAGGUGAGAGCAAAGAAUUCUUAA